GGGAAGACUUACAGUCUUCCUUCUCAGCAAAAGUCUAUUUACCACACGUACUCUGUGUUUGGAUCUUAUUUCAGAUGUGAGCAAUGUGACUCAGACCUUACUGAAUACUAUACAAGGCUGUCCAAAUUAGCGGAGGAGCUGCGUGUUCUUUUCCUGGUAACUCCUGAUGUUAAAGUUCAGGAGGAGCUGUUAGCAAAAAUGGAUGUGAUGACGUUUAUUUCAUGUCUAUCUCCCAGGUACUCAAAUUCUCUUCCUUUGCUCAUGAGUCACAUUGCCUCUCAAUCUCUGGCCUCGACAUACCAUCUUGCACAGGAAAUGUAUACGGACAAUUCAGUAACACAAUCAUCUACUGGUACAGAUGCGUCUUCUUUUACAGCUUUUAAUGCCCAAAAUAAUGGAAAAGGUGUGAAUCAUAAGUAUGAUCCCAAUAAGAAGAUCCAAUGUCAUUACUGCAAAGAAUAUGGACACACCAAGUAUAAUUGUCCAAACCGAAUGCCUGAAUCUUAUCCACCCCCGCGUCCUCCUCGUGCUCAAAUAACAUCCAUUGAUGAUACAACAGAAGUUUACCCUGAAGCUUCUGGACAGGUAGCAUCAACUCCUUGUGCUAUUACAUCACACCCAGGAACUAGGGACGAACUGGUUGAUUGGCAUAGGUUUUGAGUCUCAAGGCCUAUAUCGCUUUUCUGAUCCACAAUCUCCUUUGGCAUACUUAAGUGAAUCCAGUGUUCGUGAAGCUCAUUGUCAGCUUGGUCGUCCUUCUUUACCUGUUCUCAAGCAACUUAGACCAUAUUUGUUACCUUUUCAUGAGUUCUUUUGUGAGUCAUGUCAGUUAGGGAAACACACCUGUCAUCCUUACCCCCCCCCCCCCCAAAGAAUCUAAACGUGUGAGUACUUUA
Cuscuta europaea is the source of this 896-nucleotide messenger RNA. The record is from the annotation of a GenBank genome assembly. NCBI's taxonomy places the organism in Eukaryota, Viridiplantae, Streptophyta, Magnoliopsida, Solanales, Convolvulaceae.